UGUUUUCUCGGGCCUCGAACUCGCGCGCUCUCUUCCCCUCCCCCACCCCGGCGUGCGGCGGGGCGGAGAAACGGCGGCGGCGGCGACAGCGGCGGUAGCAUCGGACACCCUCUUCUCUCCUCUCCGGCGAACCGGUUCCUCUUCCCCCUCCCUCUCACUGUUUGUUGUGUGUUUGAUGUGUUAAAGCAGGAGCGAGCACGCGAGCAGCGCCAUGAGCAACACUACCGUCGUCCCCAGCACUGCGGGCCCAGGCCCCAGCGGCGGGCCCGGUGGCGGAGGCGGUGGCGGUGGCGGCGGCGGCACCGAGGUAAUCCAGGUGACUAAUGUCUCCCCGAGCGCUAGCUCUGAGCAGAUGCGGACACUCUUCGGUUUCCUAGGCAAGAUCGACGAACUGCGCCUCUUCCCGCCGGAUGACUCACCUUUGCCAGUUUCAUCUCGGGUGUGCUUUGUUAAGUUCCAUGAUCCAGACUCAGCAGUUGUGGCGCAGCAUCUGACAAACACUGUAUUCGUUGACAGAGCUUUGAUAGUCGUACCAUAUGCAGAAGGAGUUAUUCCUGAUGAGACUAAGGCUUUGUCUCUGUUGGCACCAGCUAAUGCAGUGGCAGGUCUUCUGCCUGGUGGUGGACUCCUGCCUACUCCUAACCCACUUACCCAGAUUGGCGCUGUUCCAUUGGCUGCUUUGGGAGCUCCAACUCUUGAUCCUGCCCUUGCUGCACUCGGGCUUCCAGGAGCAAACUUGAACUCUCAGUCCCUUGCUGCAGAUCAGUUGCUGAAGCUUAUGAGUACUGUUGAUCCCAAGGGCAUCUUUAGCCUUUCCAGUCAGGAUUUCAUGUGUAACUUUGGUGGGCCAUUGGCCUCUGCCUCAGUUUCUCCCCAUCUGCAAACAAAAAGGUUGAAUCAUGUAGCUGCUGGUCUUGUUUCACCAAGUCUGAAAUCGGAUACCUCUAGUAAAGAAAUAGAGGAAGCUAUGAAGAGAGUACGAGAAGCACAGUCCCUUAUUUCUGCUGCUAUAGAACCAGAUAAGAAAGAAGAAAAAAGAAGGCAUUCACGAUCAAGAUCACGUUCUAGGAGGAGGAGGACUCCUUCAUCUUCUAGGCACAGGAGAUCACGAAGCAGAUCAAGGAGGCGAUCACAUUCUAAGUCGAGGAGUAGACGACGAUCCAAAAGUCCGAGACGGAGAAGAUCUCAUUCCAGAGAGAGAGGUAGAAGAUCAAGGAGCACAUCAAAAAACAGAGACAAAAAGAAAGAAGACAAAGAAAAGAAACGUUCCAAAACACCACCAAAAAGUUACAGCACAGCCAGACGUUCUAGAAGUGCUAGCAGAUCAUACUGUAUUUUAAAGCCUACUUUGCAUAUUGGUGAUUCUAGAGAGAGACGACGACGACGAAGCAGGAGUGGAACAAGGUCACCUAAAAAGCCUAGGUCUCCUAAAAGGAAACUGUCUCGUUCACCAUCCCCUAGGAGAUUUUACUGUCAUUCUAGACAUAAAAAGGAGAAGAAGAAAGAUAAAGACAAAGAAAGAAGCAGAGAUGAAAGAGAACGAUCAACAAGCAAGAAGAAGAAAAGUAAAGAUAAGGAAAAGGAACGGGAAAGAAAAUCAGAGAGUGAUAAAGAUGUAAAAGUUACACGGGAUUACGAUGAAGAGGAACAGGGGUAUGACAGCGAGAAAGAGAAAAAAGAGGAGAAGAAACCCACAGAAGCAGGAUCUCCCAAAACAAAGGAAUGUUCUGUGGAAAAGGGAACUGGUGACUCACUGAGGGAAUCCAAAGUGAAUGGUGAUGAUCAUCAUGAAGAAGACAUGGACAUGAGUGACUAAAUUUUGCCUCUGAAAAUCCAACUGUGUACAUGCAUCAGUGUCAUUCCUUUGUGUGAUUUCUUAAUGCUGUAUUUGUUCAUCUCAAACCUAGAUGUAUACAGCUCUGAGUUAUAAAUGGUUAUAAAGCUCCUGAUACUGAUAAUAGUAAUUUACAUCCAAAGCUUUUUUAAAAUGGUACCUGGAUAACCAAUUUUUGUCAUGGUGAAAUCUGAUUGAGUAUCCAAGCAGUUUUACUAUUCUGGUGCUGCUUCCUAACAGAAAUGAAAAGCUGCAUGCAUCUACAGCAGGCAUGGAUUGUUUAUGUUGUAUGAUCUCCUUUAUUAAGUUCACUUAACGUAUUUCUAGAAUUUGAUUCAUUGCCGUAAUAGAGCCAUGUAGGGAAUGCACUGAUUGCAUGUUAUUGUGGCAAGAAUAUCUUAAAUGUCAUUAAACCCUCCAAAUAUGAUGGAUCUACUUACGGUCUUGUUUGUUGACAUGACAGAUUAACAUUCUUAAUAGUUACAUCUGGAAUUGAGCAUUUGAAAUAGAUAAUCCUUUAAGCCUUGUGGCUAAAUUUUUGUGGCUUUUGUUUAACUUUGAAAGGUUAUAUAUGCACUAACCUUUUUUGAUGGCUAAUUAGGCAUUAAUUACAGAAACAAGAUUUCAAAUAAAACUGUCUUUGGCAGUAAGUAAAUAGCAUAUUUUGAAAUAGAGUUGUAUACUUUUUCAUAAGGUGUUUGGAAAUUUUUUUUCCUGAAAUAAUUUAUUCCACGUCUACAUCAGUGAAAGCUAUCUGCCUAUUCUGAAUCCAUCUGUAAAAGAAACUUUUGUCCUGAUUUUCAGUUUUAUUAAUUUGUUUAUGCUCAGUGUUGGAAAAAGGGGAUAGUGCAUUUUAAAUUGACCUUCAUAUUCUUUUUAAGUAAGACAAAUCUACUUGAUAAUGUACUUUUUAUUUGAUCUCAAGUUGUAUAAAACCAAUAAGUUGUGUUACUAUUACUGCAGUAGUAAUCUUAUGCACACAGUGAUUACAUGUUAUAUACAAAGUAGUUAGGCAACUGUUUUCUUAGUUACAGGAGUUUCAAGCUUCACUUUUGUGCAGUAAAAACAAAAGUAGGCUACAGUCUGUGCCAUGUUGAUGUACAGUUUCUGAAAUUGUUUUACAAGACUUUGAUAAUAAAACCCUUAAACUUAU
Messenger RNA from Tupaia belangeri chinensis (Chinese tree shrew), 2987 nucleotides. It is a transcript of the gene SRSF11, whose product is annotated as serine and arginine rich splicing factor 11. Gene Ontology annotation, molecular function: RNA binding. NCBI's taxonomy places the organism in Eukaryota, Metazoa, Chordata, Mammalia, Scandentia, Tupaiidae. Gene Ontology annotation, biological process: RNA splicing. Gene Ontology annotation, cellular component: nucleoplasm. The transcript is spliced from 13 exons. The coding region runs from base 212 to 1816 and encodes 534 amino acids. The record is from RefSeq and is a predicted model, not a curated record.